GCGAUGACGUCACGCCAACCCGGCCUAAGGAACGGAAUUCGGGCGCGGGCCCACUUCUGUCGCGGCUCGAUGAGGACACAAAGGAGACUUGAGCUGAACCCGCCAACCUCGCAGCGUCUUUGAAGAGCUUUGUCCCGCGGAGAGUUGCAAGCGCAAAUAGGAGGCGCUCGGCGAUGACGUCGGCUCAGUCACCAAUGAAGCCCAGUGACUGCUCCGGGAAGCGGGACCGAGGGGACGACGAGGACACCCUGGAAGACAAAACUGUUAAGAGCCAGAGGAGCAAUGCUAAGCCCCCCCUUACUCUGCCUGUCACCCCAUCUCGGUACGAUGCCCCUUUCCCCUUUUACCGGAGGCCAGCUGAAGUGGGGCGCUUUUCCUUGGACUCCCAGCGCCGUUACCAUGGCGACACGCGGCAGAUGCGCUACUAUGCCCCACCCCCGACGGAAGGCCCCUCCCCCGGGUUCGACCUACGUGACGGCUACCACGACCGCUACGUGCAGCGAGACGAGAGCAUCCGCGAGGGCCUGGACCACUUGCUUCAGUGGGUGUCUCAGAACCGGAAGCAGCUCCAGGGCGCAGAGGAGAAAGGACAGCUGCUGAACACGGACUUCGUGACGUGGCGGGGGCAUCUCACCAAAGUGCUCACCACCCCCUAUGAGAAGCAGGACGGGUGGCUUCUGGCGGUCAGCCUCUUCCGCGGGACUCUCUAUAUCAGCGAGUUCGAGACUGAUUCUGCCCGGAGGCAGCGGGAGCAGCGCUCCGAAAUGCUGAAGGAGCUCACGUAUAUGGGCUACAAGUUUGAGCAUUAUAUGUGUGCGGAUACCCCAGAUGGGAUUCCUGACCCGACAGCGGUGGUGAACACAAACGAGGGCUUCUGCACAGUUAUCCGAACCCGGCUGGGGACACACUCGCUUGUGUUCUCGGGGGAGGUCGAUUGUACGGACCCUCGAAGCCCCUGGCCUGAUCCGCCGAGUUGUUACGUGGAACUAAAGACCAGUAAGGUCAUGCACAGCCCUGCUCAGAGGAAGAGUUUUUACAGGCACAAGAUGAUCAAGUGGUGGGCUCAGUCCUUUCUACCCGGCGUGUCACGGAUUGUGGCUGGCUAUCGGGGACCGGAUGGCUCCGUGGUGGGACUGGAGACCUUCGAGACCAUGAAGAUAUUUCAGCUUAUCAGGGAAGACCCAGGCUGCUGGAAGCCGGCCGUGUGUAUGAAUUUUUGUGCAGCCUUCCUCAGCUUUGUCAAGAAAGUGGUGACGGAGGACAAUCCAAAGCUGGUCCAUCUCUUUGCUUGGGAACCAGGGCACCCUGUUUCCUUCACCGUGCAUCGUGACUCUGAGUACACCUUCUUGCCUGACUGGUACGUGGAAGCUCUGAGCAUGGAGAAGCCCCCUACACCCCAGAUCCCAGACUGAUGAGCUCAGCCUCGGGGAGAAGCUGGUUUUUGGAUUGAGAGCCGGUGGGUCCAGAAACCCAAGGCAGGGAAGAUGAGAGGACAAAGAGAGACUGAAGGUUGGAUGAUUGGGGUGGGGUGGGGAAUUCAACCGCUAAUCCCAUCUCUCCCCUCCUCCCCCCCCAAGGACAUGAUGAAACGGAAGCAGGGCAAUAAACUGCUUUGUUUCCCACUGA
This is a messenger RNA of Heteronotia binoei (common prickly gecko), 1626 nucleotides long. It is a transcript of the gene DXO, whose product is annotated as decapping exoribonuclease. Lineage: Eukaryota; Metazoa; Chordata; Lepidosauria; Squamata; Gekkonidae. Gene Ontology annotation, biological process: nuclear-transcribed mRNA catabolic process; NAD-cap decapping. Gene Ontology annotation, cellular component: nucleus; cytosol. Bases 174 to 1412 code for a protein of 412 amino acids. Gene Ontology annotation, molecular function: mRNA 5'-diphosphatase activity. The transcript has 7 exons. The record is from RefSeq and is a predicted model, not a curated record.